UAUGCAGAGUUCCUUCAUUGUAAAGGUCGUAAGUUUGUGGACUUUGAUGAGGUGCGUUUGGAGAUUGAGGCUGAGACUGAUCGCAUCACUGGGUCCAAUAAGGGAAUCUCUGCUGUUCCCAUAAACCUCAGAGUCUACUCCCCUAAUGGUACGUACACACACACAACACACACACACAACACACACACACACACACACACACACACACACACACACACACACACACACACACAACACACACGCAGAGAGAGACUCAGAAACAUAUGUUCAUACAAACACACAAUCCUGAAUGCAGUUAUACACACAUACAUACUCUACCUCUCCCUCUGUAGAUAGAUGUACAAUGAGCAAAUACAUUUUCCAUUUGAAUUAAUCAUUCAAUCUCUCCCUCUCUCUCUCUGUCCCUCCCUCUCACCCUCCCUUUUCGAACCCCCCUCUCUCUCUCUCUCUCUCCCUCUCUCUCUCCUCUCUCUCUCCUCCUCUGUCUCUCUCACUCUUCACCCUCUCUCUCUCCUAUCUCUCCUCCUCUUCUCGACUCUAUUCCCCACCUCACUCCCUCCCCUCCCCUCCCUCUUAAACCCACUGCCCUACCCCUUUCAGAUCUACAGCAUCUCCACAGCUUUACGCCGGUACACUCAAUCCCGCACCAUCCCACUGCACCCCCCCCCCCAUUCGACCCUAUUCUCACGACAUCACUCGUACCCCUGCACGUUCCCACAGAGACUGCAUUCCAGAACUAUGGUCCCCAAACAGCACCUAUUCCCAACUGGCACCCUAUUCCCACUGACACCCUAUUCCACUCCUCCAACUGGCACCCCUAUUCGCCCUCACUGGCACCCUAUUCCCCCAAACAGCACCCUAUUUCCAACUGGCACUCUAUUCCCAAACAGCACUCUAUUCCCAAACAGCACUCUAUUCCCUACUGGCACCCUAUUCCCAAACAGCACCCUAUUCCCAACUGGCACCCUAUUCCCAACUGACACCCUAUUCCCAACUGGCACCCUAUUCCCAACUGGCACCCUAUUCCCAAACAGCACCCUAUUCCCAACUGACACCCUAUUCCCAACUGGCACCCUAUUCCCAACUGGCACCCUAUUCCCAACUGGCACCCUAUUCCCAACUGGCACCCUAUUCCCUACUGGCACCCUAUUCCCAAACAGCACCCUAUUCCCAACUGGCACCCUAUUCCCUACUGGCACCCUAUUCCCAAACAGCACCCUAUUCCCAAACAGCACCCUAUUCCCAACUGACACCCUAUUCCCAACUGGCACCCUAUUCCCACUGGACCCUUUCCCAAACAGCACCCUAUUCCCAACUGCACCCUAUUCCCACUGGCACCCUAUCCAACGCACCUUUCCCAACUGGCACCCUAUUCCCUACUGGCAACCCUAUUCCCAACAGCAACCCUAUUCCCAACGCACCCUAUUCCCAACUGCACACCUAUUCCCAACUGGCACCCUAUUCCCAGCUGGCACCCUAUUCCCAAACAGCACCCUAUUCCCAACUGACACCCUAUUCCCAACUGGCACCCUAUUCCCAACUGGCACCCUAUUCCCUACUGGCACCCUAUUCCCAACUGGCACCCUAUUCCCUACUGGCACCCUAUUCCCAAACAGCACCCUAUUCCCAAACAGCACCCUAUUCCCAAACAGCACCCUAUUCCCAACUGACACCCUAUUCCCAACUGGCACCCUAUUCCCAGCUGGCACCCUAUUUCCAACUGGCACCCUAUUCCCUACUGGCACCCUAUUCCCUACUGGCACCCUAUUCCCAAACAGCACCCUAUUCCCUACUGGCACCCUAUUCCCAAACAGCACUCUAUUCCCAACUGACACCCUAUUCCCUACUGGCACCCUAUUCCCUACUGGCACCCUAUUCCCAAACAGCACCCUAUUCCCAACUGGCACCCUAUUCCCAACUGGCACCCUAUUCCCAGCUGGCACCCUAUUCCCAGCUGGCACCCUAUUCCCAACUGGCACCCUAUUCCCUAGAUAGUGUAAUUAUUUUGACCAGAUGACACCUUAUUCUAUAUUUAGUGUAUAAUCAAUGGGGAUUGAGGGAUUGAAACUCACUCCUCAGGCUGAAAUGUCUCCACUUUGGGUUAGAACGUUUCAGGAGGGCGGGUCACGUGUGUUUUUAGGCAGAUAUACAGUAUAUCUUACUGUAAUUAGGUAAAUAUUAAAGUAAUAUAGUACAUCUUCUGUGUUCUGUGCAGUUCAUAUCAAAAGAGUAAUAAAGUAAAUGUUAAAGUAAUGAAGUAUAUGUUAAAGGGGCAAUCUGCAGUUGCUACAUCCAUUUUUGGAUUUAUAAAUUAAUGAUAUGUACCCAUGGAUUCUUGAAGAAUAUAACGUGUUAGUGCUUCAUGAGUUUAGUUCAACUGUUGUACCGCAUCAGAACCCAAAACAAAAGCUUGUUCUACUUUUUUUGGAAACAAUGUAAAUGUGAACAAACACUAUAUAGCCUCAUAACAUGGUUAAAACUAUAAUUGUGAUAUCAUGGAUGGUCAGUCCUUGCAUCCAUAGCUUUGCCUAUGAAUUUGAGAGUGGUUACAUUUCCCCAGGCCCAUCCCGCAGCUUUUUAACGAAGCAGGGGCCGGGAGGGAAAUGUAUUGUUGUUUCAACUGCUGAUUGCCCCUUUAAAGUAAUAUAGUCUUAUCUUAUUUUUUAUGUGCUAAAAAUUAUAUUUUCUAUGUGCAGUUCAUAACUAAAGAGUCCUGUCAAAUCCUGUUAUAUGCAGUUCAUCACUAAGUAAUCCUGUCUGAUCCUGUUAUAUGCAGUUCAUAACUAAAGAGUCCUGUCUGAUCCUAUUAUAUGCAGUUCAUAACUAAAUAACCCUGUCUGAUCCUGUUAUAUGCAGUUCAUAACUAAAGAAUCCUUUCUGAUCCUGUUAUAUGCAGUUCAUCACUAAAGCAUCCUGUCUGAUCCUGUUAUAUGCAGUUCAUAACUAAAGAACCCUGUCUGAUCCUGUUAUACGCAGUUCAUAACUAAAGAGUCCUGUCUGAUCCUGGCUGUGACUCCAGCUAACCAGGAUCUGGCCAACUCUGAUGCUCUCAAGAUAUCUAAGGAGGUCGACCCUCAAGGUAGGGAGGGGGGGCAGAGAGGGGUUAUGUCUGUCUGUGUGUGUGUGUGUGUGUGUGUGUGUGUCAGGCAAAUUCGUCAUGUUUUAUGUCUUCUAACAGGCCCACAAUGUGGUUACUAAACUCCGAUUUGGAUAUAUUUGGCUGUUUUCGCUGCAUAAAAGUGGCAUUUCCAUGGUUUUGGUCGAACUCUUACCUGAUCUAUUCAUAUAAUGGGAUGUUUGAGAGAGAGUAGAUGUUUGAGAGCUAGUAGAUUGUUGCCACAGAGACGACCUGUGUGUUGACCUAUGUGUUUCCAGGGUUACGUACCAUCGGAGUGAUCACCAAGCUGGACCUGAUGGAUGAGGGGACUGACGCACGGGACAUUCUAGAGAAUAAACUACUGCCGCUACGCAGGGGUGAGACACACCACACACACACACACACACACACACACACACACACACACACACACACCACACACACACACACACACACACACACACACACACACACCUGUUAUAACCUGCUCCCUGCAGGUCAUAACAGGAUAAUAACCAUCUCUCCUCUACUCCUCUCCUCUCUCCUCCUCUCCUCUACUCCUCUCCUCUCUCCUCCCUCCUCUCCUCCUCUCCUCUCCCGUCCUCCUCUCCUCUACCCUCUCCUCCUCCUCCUACUCCUCUCUCCUCUCCUCGCUCCUCCUCCCUCGACUCCUCUCCUCUACUUCCUCUCUCUCGCCUCUCUCCUCCUCUCCUCUCCCUCCUCCUCUUCCUCUACUCCUCUCCUCUCUACUCUCUCCCUCUCCUCUCCGCUCUCCAUCCUCCUCUCCCUCCGCCUCUCCUCUCUCCUCCUCUCCUCUACUCCUCUCCUCUCUCCUCUCCCUCUCCUCUACUCCUCUCCUCUCUCCUCCUCUCCUCUACUCCUCUCCUCUCCUCCUCUCCUCUCUCCUCCUCUCCUCUACUCCUCUCCAGGUUACAUUGGGGUGGUGAAUCGUAGUCAGAAGGAUAUUGACGGCAGGAAGGAUAUUAAAGCAGCUUUGGGUGCAGAGAGGAAGUUCUUCCUGUCUCAUCCAGGAUACAGACACAUAGCUGACCGCAUGGGAACACCACAUCUACAGAAAACACUCAACCAGGUUAGAUAUGUAGACGCUAUAUCUACUGUCUCUCUUCUCUGUCUCUCUCUCAAUUCAAUUUCAAUUUAAGGGCUUUAUUGGCAUGGAAAACACAUGUUAACAUUGCCAAAGCAAGUGAAGUAGAUAACAAAUAAAAGUGAAAUAAACAAUAAAUAUUAACAGUAAACAUUACACUCACAAAAGUUCCAAAAGAAUAAAGACAUUUCAAAUGUCAUAUUAUAGCUAUGUACAGUGUUGUAAUGACGUGCAAAUAGUUAAAUAAAUUAAAAAAACAUAAAUAUGGGUUGUAUUUACAAUGGUGUUUGUCCUUCACUGGUUGCCUUUUUCUUGUGGCAACAGGUCACAAAUCUUGCUGCCGUGAUGGCACACUGGUAUUUCACCCAAUAGAUAUGGGAGUUUAUCCAAAUUGGAUUUGUUUUCUAAUUAUUUGUGGGUCUGUGUAAUCUGAGGGAAAUAUGUGUCUCUAAUAUGGUCAUACAUUUGGCAGGAAGUUAGGAAGUGCAGCUCAGUUUCCACCUCAUUUUGUGGGCAGUGUGCACAUAGCCUGUCUUCUCUUGAGAGCCAGGUCUGCCUUCGGUGGCCUUUCUCAAUAGCAAGGCUAUGCUCACUGAGUCUGUACAUAGUCAAAGAUUUCCUUAAUUUUGGGUCAGUCACAGUGGUCAGGUAUUCUGCCACUGUGUACUCUCUGUUUAGGGACAAAUAGCAUUCCAGUUUGCUCUGUUUUUUUGUAAAUUCUUUCCAAUGUGUCCAAUGGUUGGGUCUAAUUGUGUCGCUGUCCUGGGGCUCUGUGGGGUCUGUUUGUGUUUGUGAACAGAGCCCCAGGACCAGCUUGCUUAGGAGGCUCUUCUCCAGGUUCAUCUCUCUGUAGGUGAUGGCUUUGUUAUGGGAGGUUUGGGAAUCGCUUCCUUUUAGGUGGUUGUAGAAUUUAACGUCUCUUUUCUGGAUUAGGAUAAUUAGCGGGUAUCGGCCUACUUCUGCUCUGCAUGCAUUAUUUUGUGUUUAUGUUGUACACAGAGGAUAUUUUUGCAGAAUUCUGCAUGCAGUAUCAAUUUGUUGUUUGUCCCAUUUUGUGAAUUCUUGGUGAGCGGACCCCAGACCUCCCAACCAUAAAGGGCAAUGGGUUGUAAUUAUAACUGAUUCAAGUAUUGUUAGCCAGAUCCUAAUUGGUAUGUCGAAUCUUAUGUUCCUUUUGAUGGCACAGAAGGCCCUUCUUGCAUUGUCUCUCAGAUCGUUCACAGCUUUGUGGAAGUUACCUGAUGUUUAGGCCAAGGUAUGUAUAGUUCUUUGUGUGCUCUAGGGCAACGGUGUCUAGAUGGAAUUUGUAUUUGUGGUCCUGGCAACUGUAUCUUUUUUGGAACACCAUUAUUUAGUCUCUCUCUCUCUCUCUCUCUCUCUCUGUCUCUGUCUCUGUCUCUGUCUCUGUCUCUGUCUCUGUCUCUGUCUCUGUCUCUGUCUCUGUCUCUGUCUCUGUCUCUGUCUCUGUCUCUGUCUCUGUCUCUGUCUCUGUGCUGAGUGAUUAGUGCUUUUUGAGGUUGGUUCGUUUUCAGUUUGAGUAUAAAAACAAUAAUCAGGGGUUUCCUUAUGAAAUAAUGACCUAACAAUGAUUCUAGAGCUUUUUAAUGAACAUUCCAAAGGCAAAAAUAGUGAACAUUCAAAAUGCCAAAACAUUGAAAAUAUUCCAUUGUCUCUGUCAGGUGCACAUUGGGUAGACAUCAAUAGAAAAAUAGGAAAUUACUAUGAAAUAAUACAGUAUUUCAGUUGUGUAUAUUACUAUUAGACAGAGAGAGAGAGAGAGAGAGAGAGAGAGAGAGAGAGAGAGAGAGAGAGAGAGAAGAAGAGAGAGAGGAGAGAGAGAUAGAGAGGAGAAGAGAGAGAGAGAGAGGAGAGAGAGAGAGAGAGAGAGAGAGAGAGAGAGAGAGAGAAAUGCUGAUCGAUUCAAGGGACAUUUUCAACUUCAGCACCACCCCAACAUCAACAUAUGUGAAAAUGGGGUGUUUUUGUUGUAAAAAAGAUAGAGGAAGAUAAGUGUUUCCAAUGACAUCAUCGGUGUUCAUCAUCAGAUUUUAACCAAUUAUGAUUAGGCAUUGCCUACUAAUUGUUUACUAAUUGGUUGAUGAUGUCAUUGGAAACACUUAUCUUCCUCUAUCCUUUUUACAACAAAAACCCAGAAACACCCCAUUUUCACAUAUGUUGAUGUUGGGGUGGUGCUGAAGAUGAUGAAUAUGAAGUUGAAAAUGUCCCUUGAAUCGCUCAGCAUUACUCUCUCUCUCUCUCUCUCUCUCUCUCUCUCUCUCUCUCGCUCUCUCUCUCUCUCUCUCUCUCUCUCUCUCUCUCUUCUCUCUCUCUCAUCUUUCAUCCAUCCUUUUUUUUGUCACCAUAUACCCAUUUCAACUCUCUCCCCCAUCCCCCCUCCCCCUCUAGCAACUGACCAACCACAUCCGGGACACGUUGCCAGGGUUACGUAGUAAGCUCCAGAGCCAGCUUCUAUCUCUGGAGAAAGAGGUGGAGGAAUACAAGAACUUCAAACCAGACGACCCUACACGCAAGACCAAAGCCCUACUGCAGUCAGUAUACACACACACACAUUAAUAAACCGGAUCCUCACAGUCAGUACUUUUAUGAUAUGACUGUGUGUAUGUGUAUAUAUAUGUGUAUAUAUAUGAGUGCGUUUUUGUGUGUCUGUGUGCAUGCGUCUAUGUUUGUGUGUGUGUGUGUGUGUGUUUAGGAUGGUUCAGCAGUUUGGUGUAGACUUUGAGAAGCGUAUUGAGGGAUCAGGAGAUCAGGUGGACACAGUGGAGCUCUCUGGAGGAGCUAGAAUCAACAGGAUCUUCCACGAGAGAUUCCCCUUUGAACUGGUCAAGGUACACACACACACGUUUGUUUUACUAUCCUCGUGGGGACCCAAAAAUGUAUUCCCAAUCAAAAUCCUAUUUUCCCUAACCCUAAACCUAAACCUAAACCUAAACCUAACCCCUAACCCUAAACCUAACCCCUAACCCUGACCCUAAACCUAAACCUAACCCCUAACCCUAAACCUAAACCUAACCCCUAACCCUGACCCUAAACCUAAACCUAACCCCUAACCCUGACCCUAAACCUAAACCUAACCCCUAACCCUGACCCUAAACCUAAACCCUAACCCCUAACCCUGAAAUAGGCGUUUUCCUUGUGAGGAGGCGAAAUGUCCCCACUUGUUCAAGCGUUCCUUGUUUUACUGUCCUGUGAGGACGUCUGGUACCUAGUAAAACCCAAAACACAGACACACACUGAUUUUUUCGUCUGUGUGUUGUGUUCAGAUGGAGUUUGAUGAGAAGGAGUUGAGGAGAGAGAUCAGUUAUGCCAUCAAGAACAUCCACGGAGUGAGGCAAGUAUCUACCUGUCUGUCUCUCUCUAUCUACCUGUCUGUCUCUCUAUCUACCUGUCUGUCUCUCUCUAUCUACCUGUCUGUCUCUCUCUAUCUACCUGUCUGUCUCUCUCUAUCUACCUGUCUGCUCUGCUCAUCUACUCUCUCUACUCGCUGUUCUCUCUACUGGUCUGUCUACAGUUUGUCCUGUCUAUAUUCUACAUGCCUGUUCUCUCUAUCUACCUUCUGCUCGUCCCGUUCUCUCAUCUACCUCGUCUCAUCUCUGUCUGCUCUCUUCGACUCGUCCUCUACUGCGCUCUCAUCUACUGUCUGUCUUCUUCCUCUCUCAUCUCUCGCCUUCUCUCUCUCUCUUCUCUCUCUCUCUCUUUCUCUCUCUCUCUCUCUCUCGCGCUCUCUCUCACUCUCUCUCUCUCUCUCUCUCUCUCUCUCUCUCUCACACUCUCCCUUUCUCUACCUACAAGCCUUUCUCUCUGUCCAUCUACCUACAUGUCUGUCUGUCUCUACCUACAUGUCUGUCUGUCUGUCUCUACCUACAAGUCUGUCUGUCUGUCUCUACCUACAUGUCUGUCUCAGGGUUUCCGUUAGGAAAGUGUGGAGCCGGACAUUUGACCGGCAGCAUUAUUAUUUACCGGACAUUUGAUAAAUGUACAGGACCCAUAUGCAUUGGGUGCGUAACCUGAUUAGGGCGUCCACCCACUGUGCUCAGAAUGACAUAAAAUCACAUUUAGAUUAUGGUAAUUAAUCUUAACAGAACAUGCAAGUCAAGGAUGCAACGAUGUGCUGUCCUUCUUACCUAAUUCUGAUGCGCACUUCCAACAUGUUAGAAUAACUGUCCACAUUUACUUUUCCUCAGGCAACAAGAUGAGUAACGAACAGCAAAAUCACUAGCCCAUGUCAAUCUACUAUCCCCCGUAGUAGAAAAGUUUACCUAUUCUAUUGGCCAGCUUGUCGAGAAAUAAAUGUCCUAUUCCAAACUGACCCUGGGACAGUUAUGGGACGAUAGAUCCCAAAUUCAUACCACCAGUAUGUACAUGUCUGAUGCAACAGAUCAGAACCUUUAGUUUAAAAUGUUGAUAAAAUGUUAUUUAUUAUUGAUUUAUUAUAAGUGGAGCAGCAGGCUGAGUGUUCCUUCCAUAAUACAAUUAGCGGGAACACACCGUUGUCAAAAGGCGAACCGCGCAUGUGAGCGGUUUCAUGUGACAGAGAUUAAAAUAUCUGUUAGAAAUGUAGAAAGAGGGGAGAUCUAAUAUGCAUCAUCUAGCAUGGGGUUGCUGAUAUGACCAGGAUUGUUCCUUUGGCUACUGUGUGACGCGCUGAUGAAGCCUGCCUUCCGUUGCCUCUGCAUUUGCUAUUUGAGAUGCUGUAGCAUUUGUGAUAAAGAAGAUACAUAAUGCAUAUACUGUACAUGCGCCAAUUUUAAUGCCAAUAUAUUAUGAAAAUUAACCUAUAGACGGAUAAGCAUGGACCGGUCAAAUGUAUUUCCAUCCACUGGUGUUUCCAUCAAUGAUGUCACAAUGGGAUUGUUUCUUCUUCUCCUGGACAAUUGGCCUGCGGCAAUGUUAUUUAUCGGCUUUUCAAUUUUUUUUAUUGGCCAAAAGCCGGCUAUUAACGGCUAACGGAAACCUUUGUCUGUCUGUCUCUACCCACAUGUCUGUCUGUCUACCUGUCUGUCAAUCCGCCUCUACCUACAUGUCUGUGUGUCUGUCUGUGUGCCCCCUCCAGAACGGGUCUGUUCACCCCUGACCUAGCCUUUGAGGCCAUAGUGAAAAAGCAGAUCAUUAAGCUGAAAGAGCCCUGUCUGAAAUGUAUGGACCUGGUGAUCCAGGAGCUCAUCAACACCGUGCGCCAGUGCACCAAUAAGGUACCGCACUGCAUGGAGCCUGUAAUGCCCUGUCAUGCUACUUCAGGCCACAUGGGGGCGCUAUGAAGCUAGCCUUUAAUGCUACCAUGCUAACCAGGGUAGCGCACUGCAUGGUACAGCACUAUGUAGGGUAAAGUUGUCCCUAGACGCUGAUCUGGGGUCAGUUUAGCAUUUUCCCCACUAAUGGUUAACAAUUAGUUUAGGUUUGAAUUAGGGGAGGGGAAGCUGAUCCUAGAUCUGUACCUAGGGAAGACUUCCCCCCCAGAGAGCAUGGAGCCUGUAAUACCUGUCAUGCUACGCCUGGCCACAGGGAGGGCGAUGUGGAGCUAGCUUGUCUUGUAGUGUUUUCAGGGUGUUGUGCUGUUAGAUGUGUGAGAGACUGUUUAUGUGUCUCUGGUUCCCCCUCAAGACAAGCUGCUGGUUGACACGCAUGCGGACAUACGCAGACACACAGAAAUACCAUGUGACUUAGUGGAUUUCAAAGACUUACUUCCUUUUCCUGUAUUAUCCUGAAGGAUUGUGGGAUGCCUACCUGCUCCUUGUUUUGGUUUAGUAACAGAUGCCAGUAAGAACUAACUGACUAAACAAAAUGACUUUUCUCUCUCUCUUUCUUUGUUCUUCUCCCUCUAUCUCUCUCUUUUAUUUUAUUUCCCUCUUUCACUGCUCUACCACGUCUCUCCCUCUCUUAAUCUGUUUCUAUCCGGACUCCUACCUUCCCUGACUCAUCCCCACCAUGACCCCUCCAACUCCCUGACUCCUCCUUCUCCUGCCCUACCGUGAUAAACUACAUCUCCCAUGAUGCUCCAGAACGGGCCUGUUCACCCCUGACCUUGCCUUUGAGGCCAUAGUGAAAAAGCAGAUCAUUAAACUGAAAGAGCCCUGUCUGAAAUGCGUCGACCUCGUCGUGUCCGAGCUCACCACCCUCGUCAGGAAGUGUAGCGGAAAGGUAAAGAGAGAAGAAGAACCACAGUGGAGAGAAAGAUGGAGAGGAGGAGGGAAGAGAGGAGGAGGGAUAGCAGCUGCGUCCAGUUUAUCUCUCCUUACUCCCAAAGAGUACACUCGUUCACUUCCCUUCACUGAUUUGAAAGGAAAUUACUGUGGAAACUCCCUCUCUAGCGCCACGCCUCAUUUUACAUUUUUAGUCAUUUAGCACAACCCUGGCGUUGCAAGCGCCAUGCUCUACCAACUGAGCUACAGGGGACUGAGCUACAGGGGACUGAGCUACAGGGGACUGAGCUACAGGGGACUGAGCUACAGGGGACUGAGUUACAGGGGACUGAGUUACAGGGGACUGAGCUACAGGGGACUGAGCUACAGGGGACUGAGCUACAGGGGACUGAGCUACAGGGGACUGAGCUACAGGGGACUGAGCUACAGGGGACUGAGUUACAGGGGACCGAGUUACAGGGGACUGAGCUACAGGGGACUGAGCUACAGGGGACUGAGUUACAGGGGACUGAGUUACAGGGGACUGAGCUACAGGGGACUGAGCUACAGGGGACUGAGUUACAGGGGACUGAGCUACAGGGGACUGAGUUACAGGGGACUGAUACAGGGGACUGAGUUACAGGGGACUGAGCUACAGGGGACUGAGCUACAGGGGACUGAGCUACAGGGGACUGAGCUACAGGGGACUGAGCUACAGGGGACUGAGCUACAGGGGACUGCCUCCACCAAUCUAAUGCGUUUAGAUUUUGAGGGAAGUAGGGAACGAGUGUACACUUCAGGAGGACAGAGGUAUUAUUGGAACGUACCCAAUAGAUUGAUGGAUGGAGAGAAUGAAGAGAAUUGUGUUUCUACCACUUCUCCUACCAGUCUCCCUCCCUCCCUCCCUCCCUCCCUCCACCCCCUCCUCCUCUCCCUCCACCCCCUACUCCUCUCCCUCCACUCCCCCCAGUUGAUUGAACUUCUCCUCACCCCUCUGGGUAGAAUUAUUGCUGUCUGUAUAGUCACUAACCCCCCCCCCCCCCAUUAGCAUUGGCCGCAUUCCAGGCUGACUACAUCUGACUACGUAAGCCAGAUCUCACAACGCCUGGAUAGGUGUUUAGCAUAUUUAACAGCUAACCACAACAUAUGAUAAAGCAUUCUGAUACCUGACUGCACAGUCAGUGACGUGACAACCAUUGUUUGAUACAAUGCAACGACUGCAAUAGAGUAACACAGUAUGAGGCAUAAUACCCAUAAAACCUAGCGGUCAAACAAGGAAAUGGCUCCAAUCGUUUUUCCACCAUUCAUUUUUCCCAUAGGGGAUUUUACACUUCAAAUAAGGGCUGUGUUUCGUGUAGGUUUACCCUGGCGUGACGUUUUGAUAACCGUGUAAAUCUGUCUAGGACAAGGUGAUUUUUAUAAAAAUAGUCGCCUGUAUUUACCCCCCAAAAAGGAAAUACAAUUUAGCUGCUAAUGUGGCUAUUAUAAAGAACUACUAAUGCCAUGAUGAUCUCGAUGAGACUGCCGAAUCGAGGCAAAGGUAAGAAUCUCUGGAUUAACUAUCUAAUAUUAGCUCAAUUUAGUAAUGAAUAAAUUGGCUAAAUUCCUUUUAAAUUGACAAUUUUGUGAACUGUCUUGUGCAAGUUUUAAAUUGACACAAUACCUGUUAGCAAAGGCGUCAGCUAGAGAUGACGUGCAGGAGCUUGCAGGGAUUUGUAGUUUUGAAUUAUGUCUACUUUUAUGCUAAUUAGCAUUUUUGAAUCUGAAUAUAUUAAAGAUUAAAGUCACCUUGUCAUUAGAGAGAUUUACAUGGUUAUCAAAACAUCAUGCCAGGGUAAGCCUACACAUAUUAAGUGUUUCUAAAAUCCUCUAUGGGAAAAAUGAAUGGUGGAAAAACGAUUGGAACCAUUUCCCUGUUUGACCGCUAGGUUUUAUGGGUAUUGUGACACCUCCGCUGUGGGGCUCUAUGUAGUCGGCCUGGAACGUAACCUCUGCUCCUAAAUCCAACAGCCCCUCCCUCUGAAUCCACACCCAGCCCCUUCCUCACCCCCACAGCACAGUGAUUGUUGCUUUAACCUCCCUUCACCCCGCCCCUCCCUCAAUCAUCCAAUCAAAACACUCACCUCCCCUUACCUCAGCUUAAAACGUCAGCCCCGGAACCUUUGUCUUUAUCGUUCACCCUAUGUAGCUCAGGGGGAAGACAUUCUGUGUGACACACCCUUUCCUAUGCUUACCCAACCAUGUCCAGUCACUCAACCCAUACUUUGACCAAUCAGAACGUUCCUCCUGUCUCUUUAAAUCCUCUCUCUGACUCUCACCUCUGUUCCCUAACUCGCCUUGUACUAACAUGCUAAAUCACAGGUGUCAAACCCAUUCCAUGUCUGCAGGUCUUCACUCCUCCCUCACUUGUACUAGAUUGAUCGAUUCAGACCGGUUAGUUAGGAACUCCCCUGACCUGGUUGUCGAGGUCUUAACUGGACACAAGCUGAGGGACGAUAACACAACCAGCAGACAGAGUUGGACUCCCCGUCACUAAAUCAAUCACAUGGUAUUAGUGCUCAGCUUGGGAUACCUGUGGGAUAUCGAUUACAGUAUUGUGAGCAUGCUGGCUAAAACCAGAUCAAAAUCUCCUAAAUCAGAUAAAACUAGCCUCAAACCAGUUUGUGUUAGUUUAAACUGGUUUUCCUAGAUUCAAACUGGUUGAUGUUAGUUUAUAUCAGAUAUACUACCGUCCCAAUGUCCUAUCUGCAUGACCCCUCUAUGUUGAACUGUCUGUCCCCUAUACAUACAUGUCCAUCACUAGGGGUGUGCUUGUUUGGCUGGAUGGGUGUGUGUGUGUGCGUUAGUGUGUGUGUGUGUGUCUGAGUGAAAGAGAGGCGUGUGCAUGUGCAUGCAUGUGUGUGUGAUUGUUUGUUUGUGUGGAAGUGUGUGUGCAUGAACGUACUUGUGUGUGUGUAUGUGUUUGCAUUCAUGCGUUCAUGUGUGUGUUUGCGUUCGUGUGUGUGUGUGUGUGUGGUGUGUGUGUGUGUGUGUGUGUGUGUGGUGUGUGUGGUGUGUGUGUGUUGUGUGUGUGUGUGUGUUGUGUGUGUGUGUGUGUGUGUGUGUGUGGUGUUGUGUUGUGGUGCGUGCGUGCGUGCGUGCUUGUGUGUGUACGUCAGUACCUGCAGUAUUGUGUGUUGGUCCACAGCUUGGCUCCUACCCCAGACUGAGAGAAGAGACGGAGAGAAUCGUCACAACCUACGUCAGAGAGAGGGACAUCAAAACCAAAGACCAGGUGAGAGGGAGAGAUGGAGAGAGAGAGAGAUGGAGAGAGAUAGGGGCAGGAUGGAGAGAGUGGGAGAGAAAGAGAGGCUGACCUGUUCUGUCUGACCUGUCUGUACCUGUUCUGUCUGUCUUUCUGUCUGUCUGUCUGUUCUGUCUGUCUGUCUCUCUGUCUCAGGUGCUGCUGUUGAUUGACAUCGAGCUGUCUUACAUCAACACAAACCAUGAGGAUUUCAUUGGCUUCGCAAAGUGAGUUGACCUACUUGUAACUCCUAGCAACAUUCACCUGACUAUGUACCUCCUAGCAAUGACCUUUCAACUUUUACCUGACUAUGUAACCCCUAGCAAUGACAUUUCAACCUUAACCUGGCUAUGUAACCCCUAUCAACGACCUUUCAACUUUCACCUAUGUAACCCCUAGCAACGACCUUUCAACUUUGUCAGUAGUCCACUUCAUGUCAGUUGUCCACGGCUGCGUCCCAAUUAUCUCUCCUUUCUCCCAAAGUGUGCACUUCACUCCUUCUAGCCCAUGCCUACUCCACCAAUCCAAUGCUUUUAAACUUGUGGUGAGUAGUGAACGAGAGCACACUUCAGGAAGAAGGAGAGAUUAUUGGGAAGCACCCCAUAUGUGAUUGUUUUUCUAUCUGGUUUCUGUCUCCCCUGCAGCGCGCAACAGAGGACCGCUGUUACUGCUGCUGUUAACAACAAGAAGAGAGUGAUGCCAAACCAGGUACCACAAAAAAUGACCCUCCUCUCUCUCUGUCUCUCUCGCUAUCUCACUCUCUCUCUCUCUGUCUCUCUCUCUAUCUCACUCCCUCUCUCUCUGUCUCUCUCUCUCUCUCACUCUCUCUCUCUCUGUCACUCUCACUCUCUCACCCCCCUAUCCUGAACUAAUGGUCUGUCCCGCUGUGUGUAGGUGAUCCGGAGGGGCUGGCUCACUAUCAACAUAAGCAUUAUGAAGGGGGGUUCCAAAGACUACUGGUUCGUCCUGACUGCAGAGUCACUGUCCUGGUACAAGGAUGAGGAGGUAAGGGGGGAGGGAGUGUGUGUGUGUGUGGGGGGGGUUGUAUGGAAGACCGAUGCACUCGUUUCUUAAACAUUUGAACCAGGUACCGAUGCAUAUUGGUGAAUCGUUACAUCCCUACAAGCUAGCUAGCCAAGUUCCCAAAGCUAGCUUAAUACUGUGGCUAGUGGCUUGACCGGACCGGGUCCGACCCUCAACCAGAUACCACUACUGUCUUGGACAUUCAGGAUAUUCAGAUGAUGCCACCUAGAUAGUUAGCUAACUAACUAGAUAACUACUGAAACAGAUGAUGCCACCUAGAUAGUUAGCUAACUAACUAGAUAACUACUGAAACAGAUGAUGUCACCUAGAUAGUUAGCUAACUAACUAGAUAACUACUGAACAGAUGAUGCCACCUAGAUAGUUAGCUAACUAACUAAUACUACUGAACAGAUGAUGUCACCUAAUAGUUAGCUAACUAACUAGAUAACUACUGAAACAGAUGAUGUCACCUAGAUAGUUAGCUAACUAACUAGAUAACUACUGAAACAGAUGAUGCCACCUAGAUAGUUAGCUAACUAACUAGAUAACUACUGAAACAGAUGAUGUCACCUAGAUAGUUAGCUAACUAACUAGAUAACUACUGAAACAGAUGAUGUCACCUAGAUAGUUAGCUAACUAACUAGAUAACUACUGAAACAGAUGAUGUCACCUAGAUAGUUAGCUAACUAACUAGAUAACUACUGAAACAGAUUAUGUCCUUUUGCAAUGUGUCUAACUGUGUGUGUGUGUGUGUGUGUCUGUAUGUAUAACUAGGUGUGUGUGUGUAUGUCUAACUGUGUGUGUGUGUUGUAACUGUGUGUGUGUAACUGUGUGUGUGUGUGUAACUGUGUGUGUGUGUGUGUAUGUCUAACUGUGUCUGUGUUUGUGUGUCUAACUGUGUGUAUGUCUAACUGUGUGUGUGUCUAACUGUGUGUGUGUCUAACUGUGUGUAUGUCUAACUGUGUGUGUGUCUGUGUGUAUGUCUAACUGUGUGUAUGUCUAACUGUGUGUGUGUCUAACUGUGUGUAUGUCUAACUGUGUGUGUGUCUAACUGUGUGUAUGUCUAACUGUGUGUAUGUCUAACUGUGUGUAUGUCUAACUGUGUGUGUGUCUAACUGUGUGUGUGUCUAACUGUGUGUGUCUAACUGUGUGUAUGUCUAACUGUGUGUGUGUCUAACUGUGUGUGUGUGUGUGUGUGUGUCUAACUGUGUGUAUGUCUAACUGUGUGUGUGUCUAACUGUGUGUGUGUCUAACUGUGUGUAUGUCUAACUGUGUGUGUGUCUAACUGUGUGUGUGUCUAACUGUGUGUAUGUCUAACUGUGUGUAUGUCUAACUGUGUGUGUGUCUAACUGUGUGUAUGUCUAACUGUGUGUAUGUCUAACUGUGUGUGUGUCUAACUGUGUGUAUGUCUAACUGUGUGUGUGUGUCUAACUGUGUGUGUGUCUAACUGUGUGUGUGUCUAACUGUGUGUGUGUGUGUGUGGUGUGUGUGUGUGUGUGUAGUCUAACUGUGUGUAUGUCUAACGUGUGUGUAUGUCUAACUGUGUGUGUGUUCUAACUGUGUGUAUGGCUAACUGUGUGUGUGUCUAACUGUGUGUGUAUGUCUAACUGUGUGUGUAUGUCUAACUGUGUGUGUGUGUCUAACUGUGUGUGUGUGUGUCUACUGUGUGUGUAUCUAACUGUGUGUGUUGUGUGUGUGUCUACUGUGUGUAUUCUCUGUGUGUAUGUCUACUUGUGGUGUGUGUCUACUGUGUGUAUGUCUGUGUGUGUAUGUCGAACUGGUGUGUUUGUCUAACUGUGUUUGUGUCGACUGGUGUGGGUUCUAAACUGUGUGUGUGUGGUUAUGUCUAACUGGUGGUGUGUGUCUAACUGUGUGUGUGUGUGUGUCUAACUGUGUGUAUGUCUAACUGUGUGUAUGUCUAACUGUGUGUGUGUGUCUAACUGUGUGUAUGUCUAACUGUGUGUAUGUCUAACUGUGUGUGUGUCUAACUGUGUGUGGUGUGUGUGGUGUUGUGUGUGUGUGUGUGUGUGUGUCUAACUGUGUGUAUGUCUAACUGUGUGUGUGUGUCUAACUGUGUGUGUGUCUAACUGUGUGUAUGUCUAACUGUGUGUGUGUCUAACUGUGUGUAUGUCUAACUGUGUUUGUGUCUAACUGUGUGUAUGUCUAACUGUGUGUGUGUCUAACUGUGUGUAUGUCUAACUGUGUGUAUGUCUAACUGUGUGUGUGUCUAACUGUGUGUAUGUCUAACUGUGUGUGUGUCUAACUGUGUGUGUGUCUAACUGUGUGUGUGUCUAACUGUGUGUGUGUGUGUGUGUGUGUGUGUGUCUAACUGUGUGUAUGUCUAACUGUGUGGAUGUCUAACUGUGUGUGUGUGUCUAACUGUGUGUGUGUGUCUAACUGUGUGUGUGUCUAACUGUGUGUGUGUCUAACUGUGUGUGUGUGUGUCUAACUGUGUGUAUGUCUAACUGUGUGUAUGUCUAACUGUGUGUGUGUGUCUAACUGUGUGUAAGGUCUAAACUGUGUGUGUGUCUAACUGUGUGGUGUGUCUAACUGGUGGUGUGUGUGUCUAACUGUGUGUGUGUCUACUGUGUGUGGGUGUCUAACUGUGUGUAAUGUCUAACUGUGUGUAUGUCUACUGUGGUGUGUCUAACUGUGUGUGUCUAACUGUGUGUGUGUCUAACGUGUGUGUGUGGUGUCUAACUGUGUGUGUGUUCUAACUGUUGUGUUUGUGGUCUAAAACUGUGUGUGUGUGUCUAACUGUGUGUGUCUAACUGUGUGUGUGUGUCUAACUGUGUGUGUGGUGUCUAACUGUGGGUGUGGUGUGUCUAACUGUGUGUGUGUGUCUAACUGUGUGUGUGUGUCUAACUGUGUGUGUGUGUCUAACUGUGUGUGUGUGGUCUAACGUGUGUGUGUGUUAACUGGGUGUGUGUCUAACUGUUGUGUGGCUAACUGUUGUGUCUAACUGGUUUGUUGUGUGUCCUAACUUGUGUAUGUCCUAACCUGGUGUGUGUGUCUAACUGUGGGUGUGUCUAACUGUGUGUGUGUCUAACUGUGUGUGUGUCUAACUGUGUGUAUGUCUAACUGUGUGUAUGUCUGUGUAUGUCUAACUGUGUGUGUUUUCCAGGAGAAAGAGAAGAAGUACAUGCUGCCUCUAGAUAAUCUGAAGCUGAGAGACGUGGAGAAAGGUUUCAUGUCCACAAAACACACCUUCGCCAUCUUCAACACCGAGUCCAGGUGUGUGUGUAUCUGUAUGCGUACGUACGCGUUUGUGUGUGUGUGUGUGUAUCUGUAAACAGUGUAUGUAACGUUUAGAAAUACUGAGUGUGUGUACUUUGUCAUGCGUGUGUGUGCACGGUGUGCGUCUGUGUGUGUGUGUGUGUGUGUGUGGUGUGUGUGUUUUUCCAGGAACGUGUAUAAGGACCUACGUCAGAUAGAGCUGGCCUGUGACACACAGGAGGAUGUCGACAGCUGGAAGGCUUCUUUCCUCAGAGCUGGAGUUUACCCUGAGAAAGACCAGGUAAAACACACACAGGAGGAUGUCGACAGCUGGAAGCUUCUUUCCUCAGAGCUGGAGUUUUACCCUGAGAAAGACCAGGUAAACACACACAGGAGGAUGUCGACAGCUGGAAGGCUUCUUUCCUCAGAGCUGGAGUUUACCCUGAGAAAGACCAGGUAAAACACACACAGGAGGAUGUCGACAGCUGGAAGGCUUCUUUCCUCAGAGCUGGAGUUUACCCUGAGAAAGACCAGGUAAAACACACACAGGAGGAUGUCGACAGCUGGAAGGCUUCUUUCCUCAGAGCUGGAGUUUACCCUGAGAAAGACCAGGUAAAACACACACAGGAGGUGUCGACAGCUGGAAGCCUUCUUUCCUCAGAGCGGGAGUUUACCCUGAGAAAGACCGGGUAAAACCCCACACAGAGGAUGUCGACAGCUGGAAGCUUUUUUUCCCCUCCGAGCUGGAGUUUACCCUGAGAAAGACCAGGUAAAACACACACAGGAGGAUGUCGACAGCUGGAAGGCUUCUUUCCUCAGAGCUGGAGUUUACCCUAAAAAGACCAGGUAAAACACACCCCAGGAGGAUUUUCGACAGCUGGAAGGCUUCUUUCCUCAGAGCUGGAUUUUCCCCUGAGAAAGACCAGUAAAACACACCAGGGGGAUGUCGACAGCUGGAAGGCUUCUUUCCUCAGAGCUGGAGUUUUACCCUGAGAAAGACCAGGUAAACACACACAGGAGAUGUCGACAGCGGAAAGGGCUUCUUUCCUCAGGCGGGAGUUUACCCUGAGAAAGACCAGGUAAAACACACACAGGGGGAUGUCGACAGUUUGGAAGGCUUUCUUUCCUCAGAGCUGGAGUUUACCCUGAAAAGACCCAGGUAAAACACACACAGGAGGAUGUCGACAGCUGGAAGGCUUCCUUUCCUCAUCAGAGCUGGAUUUUACCCUGAGAAAAGACCAGGUAAAACACACACAGAGGAUGUCGACAGCUGGAAGGCUUCUUUCCUCAGAGCUGGAGUUUACCCUGAGAAAGACCGGUAAAACACACACAGGAGGAUUCGACAGCUGGAAGGCUUCUUUCCUCAGAGCUGGAGUUACCCUGAGAAAGACCAGGUAAAACACCACAGGAGGAUGUCGACAGCUGGAAGGCUUCUUUCCUCAGAGCUGGAGUUUACCCUGAGAAAGACCAGGUAAAACACACACAGGAGGAUGUCGACAGCUGGAAGGCUUCUUUCCUCAGAGCUGGAGUUUACCCUGAGAAAGACCAGGUAAAACACACACAGGAGGAUGUCGACAGCUGGAAGCUUCUUUCCUCAAGCUGGAGUUUAACCCCCUGAUGAAAGACCAGGUAAAACAACACACAGGAGGAUGUCGACAGCUGGAAGGCUUCUUUCCUCAGAGCUGGAGUUUUUACCCUGAGAAAGACCAGGUAAACACACACAGGAGGAUGGUCGACAGCUGGAAGGCUUCUUUCCUCAGAGCUGGAGUUUACCCUGAGAAAGACCAGGUAAAACACACACAGGAGGAUGUCGACAGCUGGAAGGCUUCUUUCCUCAGAGCUGGAGUUUACCCUGAGAAAGACCAGGUAAAACACACACAGGAGGAUGUCGACAGCUGGAAGGCUUCUUUCCUCAGAGCUGGAGUUUACCCUGAGAAAGACCAGGUAAAACACACACAGGAGGAUGUCGACAGCUGGAAGGCUUCUUUCCUUCCUCAGAGCUGGAGUUUACCCUGAGAAAGACCAGGUAAAAACACACACAGGAGGAUGUCGACAGCUGGAAGGCUUCUUUCCUCAGAGCUGGAGUUUACCCUGAGAAAGACCAGGUAAAACACACACAGGAGGAUGUAGCCACCAUAGACAUUACAACCAGAAUUUGAAGCGCUCCCAUUUGCUGGAUGGGGCUGAAUGCCACCCCAAAAAAAUCGCUAAGGAUCAUGGUGAAAGUGGCCGUAACUAGCGGUCGAUGUAGUCGUUUUCAUGCUGCCUGAGAGAGGCCUCGAGGCCUGCCGUCUGUUUCAGCACGUGGUCCUGUGUGAUGACAAAUGUAGUAGUCCAGAAUGGAUCACUAUUUAAUGAAAUAUCUUGAUAUCUUGAUUUUUAGCGAACUUUUAAACAAUUCACUGUGGGGUUCGAACUUGAUCAUAAUAAACACAUUUUAGAGGCCAAAACUGGUGUCUAAAAAAUUAUUGGUUUGGCCAUUCUGGCGAUCGUAAUUUACAUAGGCUUUCUAGGGCAGACUAGGACCUUUGUCACUGCUAGGUUGCUACACAGUACCCAACCAGCAGAGAUCGUGACUUCACACUCCAGACCGGACGCUGGGGGAGUAACACACACACACACACAAAUGGAUACAUAAACACGCAAGCAUGUGCACACACACUCCCCCUCUCUCCCUUCCGCCAUGUUGACAGUGAAAGCACAGGACCAGAAGAAUCCUUCUCAAUGUGUCUCAUAUUCAUCUCUCUCUCUCUCUCCUCUCUCUUCUCUCCUCUCUCUUCUCUCCGGUGCUCUCUCCUCUCUCUCUCCUCUCUCUCUCUUCUCUCUGUUCUCUCCUCUCUCUCUCUCUCUCUCUCUCGCCUCCAUGGUGGCAAUACUCUCUACUCCCCUCCGCCCCUCUCUCUCUCCCCCCCCUCUCUCUCUUCUCCCCCCUCCUCUCUCUCUCUCUCUCCUCCCCUCCUCUCUCUCUCGCCCCCCCUCUCUCUCUCUCUUCCUCUCGCUCCUCUGCCUCUCCCUCCCUCCCACUCCCUAUCUCCCAGAUUGACAGUGAGGACACAGGACCAGCAGAAUCCUUCUCUAUGGACCCACAGCUGGAGAGACAGGUUGAGACCAUAAGGAAUCUAGUGGAUUCCUACAUCGGCAUCGUCAACAAGUCUAUCAGGGAUCUAAUGCCAAAGACCAUCAUGCACCUCAUGAUCAACAGCGUGAGUGGACACCUCACGCACGCACACACACACACACACACCACACACACCACACACACACACAUACGCCUCCUGAAGCACACCAGAGCACACAUGCAUACACACACACACACACCAAUCAAUCAAAUGUAUUUAUUAAGCCCUUUUUACAGAAACCCAGCCUAAACCCCCCAAAGAGCAAGCAAUGCAGAUGUAGAAGCACGGUGGCUAGUAAAAACUCCCUAGAAAGGCAGGAACCUAGGAAGAAACCUAGAGAGGAACCAGGCUCUGAGGGGUGGCCAGUCCUCUUCUGGCUGUGCCAGAUGGAGAUUAUAAGAGUUCAUGGCCAUUAAGGCCAGAUUGUUCUUCAAGAUGUUCAAACGUUCAGAGAUGACCAGCAGGGUCAAAUAAUAAUCACAGUGGUUAUAGAGGGUGCAACAGGUCAGAGAGAGAGAGAGAGAGAGAGACGAAACGAAACAGCAGGUCCGGGCCAAGGUAGCACGUCUGGUGAACAGGUCAGGGUUCCAAAGCUGCAGGCAGAACAUCAGAAACAUGGUCUCAGGUCCUCCGGGAGAGAGAGAGAGCGAAAGAGAGAUAGGCGAAUUAGAGGGAGCAUACUUAAGUUCACACAGGACACCAGAAAAGACAGGAGAAUUACACCAGGUAGGACAGACUUACCUUAGCCCCCCGGCACAUAGACUAUGGCAGCAUAGAUACUGGAGACUGAUACAAGGGGGGUGGUCAAGGGGCACUGUGGCCCCGUCCGACGAUACCCCCGGACAGGGCCAACCAGGCAGGAUAUAACCCCACCCACUUUGCCAAAGCACAGCCCCCACACCACCAGAGGGAUAUCAACAGACCACCAACUUACUACCCCGAGACAAGGUGGAGUAUAGCCCACGAAGAUCUCCCCCACCGCACGAGCCCGAGGGGGCGACAAACCGGACAGGAAGAUCAAGUCAGUGACUCAACCCACACAAGUUGAGUGUAGCGAAAAAAGCCUUGCACAACGUGAUGCACCCCUUGUAGGGACGGCAUGGGAGAGCACUAGCAAGCCAGUGACUCAGCCCCCGGCAGAGAAUCCCAGUAGAGAGGGGAGCCGGCAAGGCAGAGACAGGGUGGUUCGUCACUCCAGUGCCUUGCCGUUCACCUUCGCAACCCUGGGCCAGACUACACUCAAUCAUGGGACCUACUGAAGAGAUGAGUCUUCAGUAAAGAUUUAAAGGUCGAGACCGAGUCUACGUCUCUCACAUGGAUCGGCAGACCAUUCCAUAAAAAAUGAUCUCUAUAGGAGAACAAUUACUCCAUGCCGACACAUCUUUCUAGCUAAGUUACACGCUAAAGCUAUGUUGCACUUGGUGACCUCUGACUGUUUCAUCCUAACAUUGAUGGUGCCGACGUGGAUAACAAUAUCCCUAUACCAUCUACACUCGCCAGUUUUAGCCUCAGCCAGCACCAUCUUCAGAUUAGCCUUUCCGCGGUAGCCCUGCUCCCUGGUAAACAGUGUAUGAUCGCUGGAUGACUAGGGUUUUCAAUUAGUCCGAGUUAAUGGUAGGAGGCUUCGGUGGGUCAAACCCCGUAACGGGUGGAGGAGAGACCUGGGAAGGCUCUGACUCCCGACUCGUUGCUUAGUGGGGAAAACAGGUUGAACGUUUCUAUCGGCUGAAUGAGCGACACCGGUUGAGCAUGCCGACAGCAUUUCUUUCCAGAAGCCGUGAGAAAAUGAUCUGGCUGCGGGGACUGUGCAUGGGGAUCAACACUACUACCUGUACUUACUGGUGGCACAGAUGCUGUUUCAUCCUUUCAUACAUUUACAUUGCUUAUGACUGCAUCUGAAGCGAUAGUUCUCCUCUAAAUGAUGAGUACAGCGACUGCAAUGAGAUGGCAUAGUGUUAAUGUUACUUAGCUUUUCCGGCUGGUGGAGUUUCUGUAGAACCAUGUCCAGAUAAAGGGACGGGGUGAUAAAGGUGAAUGAAAAAAGUAGAGUGAGGACGUUUGUAAACUUAAAUACAGAGUUUGAUUAAACGGUUAUUAAAAGUAAAAAGCGAAAACAGUUUGGCAGGUAGCCAAGUAGCAACAAACAGCACGGAGACAACGUGGAAUUGUGAACACACACACACACACACCAGACUAUGUGAACACACACACCAGACCAUGUGAACACACACACACAUACACACCAGACUAUGUGAACACGCAUAUACACACCAGACUAUGUGAACACACACACACAUACACACCAGACUAUGUGAACACACAUAUACACACCAGACUAUGUGAACACACACACCAGACCAUGUGAACACACAUAUACACACCAGACUAUGUGAACACACACAUACACACCAGACUAUGUGAACACACAUAUACACACCAGACUAUGUGAACACACAUAUACACACCAGACUAUGUGAACACACAUAUACACACCAGACUAUGUGAACACACACACACACACCAGACUUGAUGUACUAACUCUCUUCUCUCCUCCUCUCUCCCUCCCCCUCUCCCCCUGUCCUUCUCUAGGCUAAAGACUUCAUCCAUUCUGAGUUGUUAGCCUACCUGUAUUCCUGUGGGGACCAGGGCAGUAUGAUGGAGGAGUCAGCUGACCAGGCUCAGAGGAGAGAUGAGAUGUUGAGGAUGUAUCAUGCUCUGAAAGAAGCCCUGGUGAUCAUAGGGGAUAUCAGUACUACCACAGUGUCGGCUCCUGUACCUCCACCUGUAGACGACACCUGGAGGACCAAGGAACCCAGGUAACAGAGAGACAUACACACAAGGCUCUCACUAUGUCAAUGUACAUUUGGACGUGAAACUGGGAAUAUACAUAUAUUUAUUUCCCUUUUCUUCCACUAUCUCUCUCUAUCUAUUUCCCUCUAUCCCCCCAUCUCUCCCUCUAUCCCCCUAUCUCUUCCUCUAUCCCCCAUCUCUUCCUCUAUCCCCCUAUCUCUCCAUCUCCACCUAUCUCUCCAUCUCCCCCCUCUCUCCCCCUCUAUUCCCCUCUCUCUAUCUCUCUCCCUCUCCCUCUCUCCACCCCCCCCCCCCCCCCCCCCCCAGCCCCCCUCCUCAGGCCAGACCAGCUCCGGCCGCUGCCCCCCCUCCUAGUCGCCCCCCGGCAGUAAGAGGCCCCACCCCCGCCCCACCUCCCUCCAGUACCCAAAACCCAGCUUUCGGGGCGCCCCUCAUCCCCUCUCGACCCGGACCCCCACCAGUCAACACCUACAGUGGAGCGGACCCUGUUGCCAAUGUCCCCCUGAUCCCGUCUCGCCCAGCCAGGGUACCCCCAGUACUGCCCCCCGGCAUACCC
Molecule: messenger RNA, 24347 nt
Organism: Coregonus sp. 'balchen'
Lineage: Eukaryota; Metazoa; Chordata; Actinopteri; Salmoniformes; Salmonidae
Source: the annotation of a GenBank genome assembly